Messenger RNA from Linum trigynum, 1984 nucleotides. NCBI's taxonomy places the organism in Eukaryota, Viridiplantae, Streptophyta, Magnoliopsida, Malpighiales, Linaceae. The record is from the annotation of a GenBank genome assembly.
CGGCUAGCGGUUAGCACUUCGAAAAAAUUGAAACCUCGAGAACGCUCUUUCUUCCCUCCUUUGCUGCUUGCCGGAGGACGCUUUCUGCAAAGUCUGUCUCUUCUUUCAGAUUAACUAAAUAAUAAUGGGGGUGAAGAACUUGUGGGAUAUCUUGGAAUCGUGCAAGAAAACUCUGCCACUCCAUCAUCUUCAGAACAAGAGGGUGUGCGUAGAUCUGUCGUGCUGGAUGGUUCAGCUUGAAAGGGUGAACAAAUCACAUUGUGCUCUCAAAGAGAAGCUCUAUCUCAAGGGUCUCUUUCACCGCAUUAGAGCGCUCAUUGCUUUGAAUUGUAGCCUCAUCUUUGUAACCGAUGGUUCGAUUCCAGCAAUCAAAUUGGCCACUUACAGGCGCCGUUUGAAUUCUGGAACUGAGGCUGCUCAAGAUGAGAUUGGUUCACAAAAUGCAUGCUCACUUCGCAGAAAUGCAGGUUCGGAGUUCUCUCGCAUGAUAAAGGAAGCAAAGUUGCUGGGAUCAGCUCUUGGGAUUCCUUGCUUAGACAGCGUCGAGGAAGCUGAAGCGCAGUGUGCAGUAUUAAAUGCAGAAUCUCAGUGUGAUGGAUGCUUCAGUUCAGAUUCAGAUAUUUUCCUUUUUGGUGCAAGAACUGUGUACAGAGACAUAUCCCUUGGGGAUGGUGGUCACGUCGUGUGCUAUGAAAUGGCCGACAUAGAAACAAAACUUGGGUAUGGUAGGAACUCGUUGAUUACAUUGGCCCUUCUUCUUGGAGGGGAUUACUCCAGUGGAGUUUACGGGCUGGGACCAGAGUCAGCUUGCCAAAUUGUGAAAACAGUUGGAGACGCCAGCAUCCUUCAGAAAAUAGCAUCUGAACGGCUCUCCCUUGCUAGGAAGAAGAAGACUUCAAAGAAACAUGACUCUGCAUCUCUUAAGGACAACCAGUUGGAACCUGAAGCUCCUGUUGACUCAGAAAGGCAAAAGGAAUUCUUGCAAGUAAUCAAUGCAUAUCUCAAGCCCAAGUGUCACUCCAUCGAUUCAGAAGCAGUCUACAGGGUUCUUGGCCAGUACCCAUUUCAACCUGCCAAGUUGCAGCAGAUUUGUGCCGACUUCUUUGAUUGGCCUCCUGAGAAAACAGAUGAAUACAUCCUCCCAAAAGUAGCCGAGAGGGAACUAAGGAGAUUCGCGAACCUACGUUCCACUUCAUCACAGCUAGGAGUUGCGCCUUCUCUAAACAGGAUGCCAAUCAAAUGCCCUGUUGCUGAGAUCAUCAAACCUAGAAAAGUCCAGGGAAGAGAUUGCUUCGAGGUCUUGUGGGAAGCUUUCAAUGGGCUUAAGACCUCCAUAGUUCCAGCAGAUCUCAUACAAAAUGCUUGUCCAGAAAAGAUUGUGGAGUUUGAGGAGAACAAAGCUAGAGCAAAGAAACAAAAUCAGCGAAAAGCAAGAACUAAUAAGCCACAGAAGGGGCAUGCUGCUGCAGAACUUGACUUGAAGCUCCAAAAUCUACUGCUUGAAAUCGAUUCAGGAAAUGGAAGCAGCAGCACUCCUCAUGAAGAUGCCAAGAAAUGUGAUGGGAUGGUCGGUUACUCAGAAGCUUGGCAUGAUGAAGAAGCAGGUUCGGAGAGUUGUGACAUGUCAAUUUCACCUCUUCAAAGUGAUAAAACUACGACAGAGUUCAUGUUGAUUUCACCUCUUCAAAGUAAUAGCACUAGCAAGGAGUUCAUUGAUCUUCUGACGCCUGCUCCAUUCCCUAGUAGUCGCGUAUUUCCAACAUGUCAAAAUGAGAAUGCUGAACCCAUAGUAAUCCCGGUGAUAGACUUGAGCGACUCAGAGACCGAGAGGUCACCAGAGCAUUUGAGAAGAGCCAGAGACCUUAGAUUGUUCAUAGCUAGCAUUAAGGAUUGACAAUUUCUAGUCAACUUUGCACUUACAAUGGUAAGUUGCAAGUUACUGGGAUCCCCCAAAGAAAAAGGUGAAUGAACGUCUAUUGAUUAA